Messenger RNA from Dracunculus medinensis (Guinea worm), 2805 nucleotides. The record is from the annotation of a GenBank genome assembly. Lineage: Eukaryota; Metazoa; Nematoda; Chromadorea; Rhabditida; Dracunculidae.
AUGGCUGGAGCACGAGGCGCUUUAAGAGGAGCAACACUGUAUGCUUUGAGUUGGCGAUGCCUCCCUACAGCAGAAAAGAUAUUUUACGAGAAUAGCAGUAGCAAUAUUGAUGUUGGGGAAUUGAACAUUCGAAUAGAGUUGGGAGGUUCUGCGAAAGCAAAUGAAAAUAAUUCAGAUGUAACAAUAUCGAAUUGUAAUAAAGUGGAGAAUAAUAGUUAUAAUGCGACAAAACAACUGAUUAUGCAAAGGUAUAAGGCGAAGGCGGUUCACUUGGAUUCGCCAAAUGCAGCGAAACGUUUUGAUAUGCCUUCUGGAAAUAAUAAUUCGCCAUCGACCAGUUCAGCUCCGUCGGCUGCUGUUGAACAGCCAAAUACGAGUGAACAAAGUUUUUACAACAUUAAUACGCCGAAAUCAACCAGAAAAUGGAAGAAAACGAAAGCCUUAAAACAGAGUUCAGUGAAAACAGAGUUCACACAUGGGCGAUCAUCUGAUAAGUCUGUGCCAUCAACUUCUGCACUUGGACAAAAAAUUGCUGAUUGUCGUACGAGUGGCGACGGAGAUUUGGUUCCACUGUUUAUUCAGUUAUGUGUGAAAGUAGUCGAAGCAUAUGGUAUGGAAACUGUUGGUAUCUAUCGAAUUCCUGGAAAUACAGCUGCAGUUAACGCUUUAAAAGAAACUUUGAAUCAUGGGAUUGACAAUAUUGAUUUUUCGGAUUCACGAUGGAAGGAUGUAAAUGUUGUAAGUAGUUUGUUGAAGAUGUUUUUACGAAAACUUCCAGAACCCUUACUAACCGAUAAGCUUUAUCCAAUUUUUAUCGAUGCAAAUCGUAUUUCUUCACAUCCGCAGCGAUUACGAAAGCUUCGAAAUCUGGUUCGAAAGUUACCAUCAGCUCAUUUUGCCACCUUGAAAUAUUUGAUGGGCCAUUUGCAACUUGUAGUGCAACAUAGUGCCGUUAAUAAGAUGGAGACAAGAAAUUUGGCUCUAAUGUUCGGGCCGUCGAUUGUUCGACCUAGUGAUGAUAAUAUGGCGACUAUGGUUACACAUAUGUCGGAUCAAUGCAAAAUUAUUGAAUCUUUUAUAACUUAUUAUGACUGGAUAUUCAGCGAAAUAGAUACUGGGGAUGAUGAAGUACCAGAAAUGGUGCCAUCGGUGUGUGAUAUUUCAUCAUAUGGGCACAGUGGUAAUUUAACUGCUGGUUUUGAAUCAGAUUCUUCUCAAGGCACUGUUAUGACAAAUUCUUUCAAUGAUAUGCAUAAUUUAAUUAGAAAAGCCAAUGAAGCAGAAGCAUUUGCCAUGAUGGAUGCACAGCGUAGUGGAAAGAUAAAAUAUAUCUUGAAUGUUCGACGAAAUUCCAAAAGAGAUAAAUCUCGAAAGCGUGAUCAUUCAGCUCAUGCAACACAUGUUUCAACAAUAUCUAAUUUUAGUAGUACCACUAGCACUCCUGGGAGUACGACAAGUAAUGUUGAGCACACGUUUUCUGGCGAAUUUCAAGAGCGUAAUAUUGAUGCUGAAAUAGCGUCUAGGAUACAGUUAUACACAGCUAGCAGUAUAGCCACUUCUAAUGCAUUAUCUGUUGACGAACCAUCACUAGAUUCAUGCUUGGAUUCUGUGGCCAAUAAUGCAGAAGUACAAACCGACAGUACUCGAGAAAAACUAAGUGAUGCUGAAGAAAUCCGUCGAAAAAGACAGCAGGAAAUAAGUUCAGCACGACGAAUAUUUAUAGCUGGCACAGAUGCUGAUCCAAUAACUGCUGAGUCAAAUUUGCAUCAUGCAGAUUUGGAUGAUCUCGUUAGUCAUACUCGCCAUUUAAAUCUUGCUACAUCACCAACACUCGAUGUCCUUAGCGCUGAAACGCGCGAAAAAAUACGACGGCUACAACAGUUACAGGGUUGGGCGACAACAGCAGUUGAACGUCGUGAAGCAGGAGUUUCAAAGCCAAAGCAUAUACCGAUGCGAAGCGCUAAUGAUGAAGUAAAUAAAUUAUUAAUGGGCAAAAAUGUGGAUGAUUUCUCAUCAACGGAUGCAUUAUCAUUAACAUCAGAUUAUAGUACAACAUCGUCAGCUCCCUUAACAAUGCCUAUGACUGUAUCUUGUGCUGAUCAUUUGGCUGCGAGUAGUGAUUAUGCUUCAUCAGAUGUAUCGCCUUAUGCGCGAAAUGCAAGCUCCUCACCUUAUCAACCUGAAAAUGAUUUGGACUCAGCGAAGGUUUUAUUUUUAAUUUUUUGCUGUUUUGCUUAUUUACAAAUAGUUUUCGAAGUAGUUACCGGUAAAACUGAUUCUCAUAUAAAAUUGAAAAAGGGAGCGGAUGUUGUGGAUAUAGACUAUGAUAUGUCCGAUUUCGCACUUUAUCCUUCGCAUUUUAUUUCUUUCAAGCCUAGGAAAAGGUCCAAGAGCCAACCAAAGAUUUAUUUUCGAAUGGGGGCUCUUAAUGAAGAAAAGUUGUCCAAUUUGAGUGAUAUUUCAUUAAAUGCAGACUACAGUGGAAAAUUACUCAUGAAUACGCGAAAUCAUGAUGAACACUGGAGGCGACAUACAUUCAGCGAUAUAGAUUCAAUCAAACAAUUCAUUAUGAAUGAAAAAAAUCGAAAAAAUAAAAUUUUGCAACAUGGAAGCCAAAAAGAGAGAAUUUCUAACGUCAACAAAUUUGCAAAAUGGAUUAAACAUAAUUUUCAUCUCUCAUCAUCAAAUAUCGAACAGGAACAGUUGUCGAGAUAUGAACAUGUGGAAAGCAAUGAACGGUUAUCAAGUGGUGAAGUAACUCCUCCAAGUGAGAUAUUACCAUCAUCUGGUGAUGAACAAUUGUAG